GUAAUUGAGACAUUGUUUAGCAACCUUUUUUUGUUUUCUUUGUUCCAUUUUGUGACUUUUGGUUUUUAAUUAAAUACAUUAUAUCAAUCUCUCAGGGAUGUUUUUAUCCGACAUUUGUGAUCCCAAGCGUCUUCCUAGGAAGCACCAAAGUGAGCUUAUAGAAGAAGAGCAGCAAGAGUCUGGUGAACCAGUGAUAGGUCGUCGUCCUCCUAUAGUGGAUUCUAUAGACUUUCUUUAUAUAGAUGAAGAAUAUUUAGCGGUCAACAAGCCUGCCGAUGUCCGCAUGGAUGGUGACUUUGAUGUCACUGUUACAAAGCUUGUCUAUCGUAAACUAGAGUCGGAAAAAGGAACUACUAGGAAACCGCGUUUUGUUCAUCGUUUGGAUUAUGCUACUUCUGGCGUUCUUAUUGCAGGUUUAAUGGAUCAAAGUGCUAGUUAUCUAGCAAAGCUAUUUCGUGAAAGGCUAGUGGAGAAGUUUUAUCUUGCUCUAGUACAUGGUUGGACACCUUGCAAGAAGUUUGUUAUGGAAGAAAGGAUAGCGAAUCAUCCUGUAGAUGGGUUUAUGAUGACGGUCAGUGCGGAUCGUGGAAAGAGUGCGAAAACAGAGUGCGUUCCGUUAAGUUUUGGUAUUUAUGGUGACCAUUACUUAGUAACCAAAGUGUUAUUGAAACCUUUUACUGGGAGGAGACAUCAAUUGAGAGUUCAUAUGAAGUAUCGUGGGUUUCCGAUUGUUGGAGAUGCGACGUAUGGAGUGGAUAGUGUGUAUGGACCGGAUGACGUUCGAACACCUCCUAGGAUGAUGCUUCAUGCUUGGAAGUUGAAGGUGCUGCGAGGUGGAGGUGAAGAGUUGUGGAUCGAAGCACCGGAUCCUUUCGAAAGUUGUUUUAUGGAGUUGGCCAAUGUGGUGUAGGAGAAAAGGGCGGUGAAGUGGAGACAGGCGGUAUCCUAUGAGCAACGCGUCGUUCAGGAGA
Molecule: messenger RNA, 971 nt
Organism: Galdieria sulphuraria
Lineage: Eukaryota; Rhodophyta; Bangiophyceae; Galdieriales; Galdieriaceae
Product: ribosomal large subunit pseudouridine synthase A
Exons: 1
Coding region: 98-910 (270 amino acids)
Biological process (GO): pseudouridine synthesis
Molecular function (GO): pseudouridine synthase activity; RNA binding
Source: RefSeq, a predicted model, not a curated record